Adineta ricciae is the source of this 1740-nucleotide messenger RNA. Lineage: Eukaryota; Metazoa; Rotifera; Eurotatoria; Adinetida; Adinetidae. The record is from the annotation of a GenBank genome assembly.
AUGAGCGAUAAACGAACUCGCACGAAGUUGGAAGAUUUAUCUAAUGAGGUAUUAAUGGAUUGUUUCGAAUACCUCAAUGCUCCAGAUGUAUUCUACGCAUUUGAACAACUCAAUCCUCGCUUUUACCGAUUGGUUCGAGCUAUUCCAUUGCGCUUGAAUUUUGAAGAUAUUGACAAAAUAAUCUUCGAUCGAUUUUGUGAGAAAAUGUUAGAUUACACGGAAAUUCAACAGCAGAUCUAUUCAAUAAAACUUUCCAACGAACAAACACAUGGUCAAAUCCAAGCAUUUUUCAUUUAUUUCUCGUUGGUAGAGUUCACUCGACUACGUUCGUUAACACUGAUCGAUAUUAAAGAAAACAAUAUGGAACAAUUAUCAUCGACAAUUCCACUACUUACAAAACUUACAUGCCUUCGAUUAAUUAAUUCCCAGUCGCCUUCUUUUAAUCUUCUUUCUGCACUACCGAGAUGCCGAGAAAACAUAUUUCCAAUAUCAUCAUUCUCUCAAAAUAUCGUACCGCUUACAAAGUUCUCUAUAUAUUUUUGCAGUUUAACUGAUAUAUUUCGGCUACUACCGCAGAUGCCAUUCUUACAGUAUCUGAAUGUCUUAUGGGGUUCACAAUUUGAGCCGCUCUCAUCUGCUGAGAUCAACCGUCUUCAUGGUCGUGUCAAUUGUCUAGAGCGUCUAGCCGUGUCUGGUUGCACAAUCGAUACUAAUGAUCUGAUGAGUGUCAUUUCAUGUAUGACUAAUUUACGAAGCUUAACUAUUUUGGUGAGCGGCGAGUCCGACAUAAUCGACGCUUCUCGAUGGCAACAACUGAUUACUCAUUCGUUGCCACAUUUAACUGUAUUUCGAUUUAACUUCAGUUCGAGUAAUCAAGAUGAAAUAGCUCGAAAGUACAAUGAUUUUCAAACUGAUUUUUGGAUUGUAGAACAUCAAUGGUAUACCGAGUGUUUAAUAUAUGAAUCGCAAUCAUCUAUUUUUACAACGCCUUGGCCAAGUUACAGAAAAUUAAUUGGGCUCACGCGUAAUCGUCGUUUCAAUAAAUCAAUUAAUCAGUCAACGACAUCCAACAGGGUCAAAUGCUUAAAUAUAUUUAACACAGAGCUGAUAUCACAUAGUUGGUAUUUUCCUAAUGUCACAUCAUUGGCGUUUGGUUCCUUGCCUGUAAUCAAGAAUCAAAUUGAUGAGCAAAACUUUGUUUCUUCUCUGAAACAGGUAGUGAAUUUACUGAACGUGAAACAUUUAGAAAUUCCGGCAUGUGUCGAAACGGCAAGGCCAACACUUUUAUUGAAAAUUCUCCGAGAAACACCGCACGUAUCGUCUUUGACUACCUUCUUUUGCAUCGUAAAUCUGGUGAAAAGAAACAAAGAACUUCAUCAACUCGCAAGCGAAAUGAUAACGAAAUUAAAUUUUUGUAUACGUUCUAGCAGUUCGGAUGCAUGUGUCAAUAAACGUCGUGAUAUGAGUUUAAUACGUCAAGUUUUUCCAAAUCUCGAACAGAUAACUUAUUCCAUGAUACGGUUUGAACCAUGUUUAUUCUUGCUGAAGAAUUUGCCGCGACUCUCAAGAAUGAGCAUUACUUUUUAUCAAAGAGACGAAGACGGUUGCUUUGACGAAUUGAAAAACGAAUUAUCGAAAUUGAAAAAUAUUUUUUUCCAUGAAGAACUUUUGGGUGUUCGACAUGACUGCAAAGUGAUACUUUUCAGUUUCUGGGUGAGCCGUGGCGAUGUAAAUCCGUAG